This is a messenger RNA of Lactuca saligna, 305 nucleotides long. NCBI's taxonomy places the organism in Eukaryota, Viridiplantae, Streptophyta, Magnoliopsida, Asterales, Asteraceae. The record is from the annotation of a GenBank genome assembly.
AUGAGCGGCUCUGAUACCAAAUUUGUUACGCCUCGGGACUUGGAUCUCGUGAUUGGACCAGUGCUUGAAUUCACAGGUGAAGGCGAUACCCGUUGCCCAAUGGAAGGUCUUGAUGUUACCAUAUCAACAACACAAAAGGCUUAUGAAGAUGCCAAAUGUUUGAAUCAUUUCAAGGUGAUAGUGGAAGUAGGAAUUGGACAUGACGUGACAUCAUCAAUGCUUAAAGAAGCGAGUGAUUGGUUUGACAAGUUUCUCAAACUGUAGAAAUUUCUCAUGCAUGUGUAUGUAUGAUACCUUUAGGCCCU